UAAACCUGUAUCUCAUAAUUAGAUUCAAGGUGACUUGUGUGUAUACACAACUGGUCGCUUCUUUCUUUUCAAAGUCUGGAGAAAGUAUAGACUAGAGCUCAAGUUUAAAAGUCAGCUGUGGGGAGGCGACGAAAUCCAAAGAGACGGCAAGAAAGUGUUAUAAUUCAGGCAGCAUAGCAGGAGACAGGAUUUCAUGAAGAGAUGUUGAAAAACAGAAAACUAGAGGCGAGAGGACUAUGGGAGAGUAAAAAUGAAUUCCUUCUGGCAGUGGCAGGAAACAUAGUGGGUCUGGGUAAUGUUUGGAGAUUUCCCUACCUCUGCUACAGGAAUGGAGGAGGGGUGUUUUUGGUGCCUUAUUUGGUGCUUGCGGUGACCUGUGGUUUGCCCUUAUUCCUCCUGGAAACUGCUAUGGGGCAGUACACACAAGAGGGAGGCAUCACAUGCUGGAAACAAAUCUGCCCACUGGCUCAGGGUGUUGGCUAUGCAGGUCAGGUGAUUCAACUGUAUGGCUGCAUGUGCUAUAUCAUAAUCCUGGCAUGGGCACUGCUGUACUUGGUCUUAUCUUUCAAAUCUCAACUCCCUUGGGCGACUUGUGACAACGCCUGGAAUACAAACAGCUGCAUUUCUGUUGUAAAUAAUGCCAACUGGACAAGACAGGUCAACUCAACAUCUGCAGCUACUGAGUUUUGGGAGCGAAGAGUGCUUACUAUCUCUAAAGGUAUUGAUGAAGUCGGUGACAUCAACUGGGAGAUUCUCUUGUGUCUAAUUGCAAUGUGGAUUAUAUGCUAUUUCUCUAUAUGGAAAGGAGUCAAGUCUACUGGGAAGGUGGUGUAUUUGACAGCUACAUUGCCCUAUGUGAUGUUACUGAUGUUGCUGAUUCGUGGAUUGACUCUGCCUGGAGCUAUGCAGGGUGUUAUUUUCUACCUGUAUCCAGACUUCCAGCGACUGUUGGACCCUCAGGUAUGGAUGGAGGCAGCCAGUCAAAUUAGCUACUCUUACAGUAUAGGUGUGGGAAUAUUGACUGUGCUUGGCAGCUACAACCAAAACAACAACAACUGCUACAGAGACUGCUUUUGGCUGUGCCUGCUGAACAGUGGUACCAGUUUUGUUGCAGGCUUUGCAGUUUUCUCAGUAUUGGGCUUCAUGUCACAUGUACAAGGUGUUCCUAUAGAAGAUGUGGCAGAGUCAGGUCCUGGCUUAGCUUUUGUAGCUUAUCCUCAGGCAGUGGCUUUGAUGCCUCUGCCUCAGCUGUGGGCUGUGUGCUUUUUCAUAAUGAUAAUUCUACUUGGUCUGGACACACAGUUUCUUGCGAUGGAGGUGGUCAUUACUUCAGUGACGGACGUGUUUCCGAAAGUGCUGCGUAGAACUGGAUGCCGAGAGAUCUUCCUGCUUCUUUUCUGUAUUGUCUGCUUCUUCAGUCAGUUGAUCAUGGUCACAGAGGGUGGUAUGUACGUGUUUCAGCUGUUUGACUACUACGCCUGUAAUGGAGCCUGCAUCUUCUUCCUUUCUGUGUUUCAGUGUCUAGCAGUGGGCUGGGCCUUUGGAGCUGAACGAAUGUGUGAUGUCAUUGAAGACAUGACAGGGUCAUACCCCAAUGUCAUUUUUAGGCUGUGCUGGAAAUACAUUACUCCAUUUCUUUUGCUGGUAUCUUUCAUAUAUUCUUUGGUGGAGUAUCAGCCUCUGACAUAUAAUCGCUGGUAUGUGUACCCAGCCUGGGCAUAUGGGCUGGGCUGGCUGAUGGUUCUGUCCUCCAUCCUUGUGGUUCCUGCGUAUGCAUUGUUUUGCUUAUUGAAAGCUAAAGGAUGCCUUAAACAGCGCUGGUGCCAACUGUGCAGUCCUGAGACCAACGUGCCUUUGACCCAGAAGCAGAGAGCAAAAAUACAUUUAAUAACAUCAGCUGUUUGACAAAUCCAGCAGCCAUGAAGACUGUACACUACAUAAUAUAUACUAUUUACAUUACAGAAUAAAUUGUGCCACUGUUUUUCAUAUACAAGUGGAAGAAAUGAGGUGUUCUAAUUUUAUAAACGGAUGACUAUUACUCUGAAUGAUCAGAAAUCAAAAUGCAUUACCAGUAAGUUAGAGUAUUUUUUUAAUAAUGUUAAAAAAGAUUAUUAUUAUUAUUUUAAUCUUAAAGAGUAGAAAUUACAAACAUGGCAUACAUUUAGCUGAAUCUGAAUACAGUGACAAGCAAAAAGGCUCCUAAAUGUGUAACAUCAGUUUGUAUUCAGAAAAUAGAUAUUAUUUUUGUCCUAGAAAGUGUUCACAUUUUGGUAACAAUAUCGAUCAUUAUAUUAUCGUGUGUACGUGUGUGUCUGAUUUAUCAAAAUCAUUAGUUGCAGCCUUAAAUGAUACAGAUAUACUGGAUAUAUGUAUAUAUCUUCCUUGAAAAAAAAUUGUCCGAUUCAUGCAUUUCACAGUGUUGUUAAAACAAUGGGAUUUGGAUUGCUGGAAACUAGAAAUAUUUCUUCCAUUACAGAAACUUUGAUGUCUGCAAAAAGGUGCUGAAACAACAUACUGAAUCUUUUCUACCUUACAUUAGUUCAUUACACAUAACUGAAACUACUUUUAACCUUAGUCUUUGUGUGAUUAUUGGCAAGGGUUUUAUAUUUUUGUCUAAAAAGCUAUGCACCACAGAUAUCAUCCUAAAAUUAAAGCGCUACUUAUUUUAAUCAUCACUGAAUUAAUCUUGCAGCAGUCUCACUAUUAGAACCUGUUUUUUAUAACAACUCCAGAAAAAUAAAAAAGCUACCAACUAUUUUUUACAUAUAUAGUGCGUUUGUCACAAAAAUGUUUUAUGUAAUAUUCCUAAAACUAUUUGAAUUUGGCAAACUCUCUAAUUUAGUAAUACUUCAAAUUGCUAAUUUAAUAAAAUCUAAAAAAGAUUAUUCUGGAUGAACCCCCAAGUUGUCACAGGCCAACUCAAGGAAGAAAAUUAACCAUUUAUGUAACAAAAUAGCAUUACACAGAUUUGUUGGGAAAAAAAAAAAACACAAAGUGAAUUCAUUUUAAUAUAAAAUCUGAUUGUAAACUGGAUUUAUUUUUACUUUUAUCACAGUUUUAGCUGCGUCAAAGAUUAGUAACAAAACUGACUUUGAUGCAUUGUUACUUUUUUGCAGCAUCAGCUUUAAUUUUUUUCUCCCACAUUUAUUGUGUGUGGCUGUUUUUUCUUUAUUGACUGUAAUUAAAAUCACAUUUUUGAAAGUUAGUAGUGCCCCA
Silurus meridionalis is the source of this 3216-nucleotide messenger RNA. Its product is annotated as sodium- and chloride-dependent GABA transporter 3-like. The transcript is spliced from 14 exons. Gene Ontology annotation, cellular component: membrane. Gene Ontology annotation, biological process: sodium ion transmembrane transport. The record is from RefSeq and is a predicted model, not a curated record. Lineage: Eukaryota; Metazoa; Chordata; Actinopteri; Siluriformes; Siluridae. Bases 202 to 1905 code for a protein of 567 amino acids.